AUGUUUGAAGCUCAAGAGGACCAGAGCGAGACGUCACAACAAACAGCAGCCAGUGACGAAGAGAAGGGGACGGACAACCAGGCUUCCCCCGCUGUCAUUGAGAUCCAUGACUCCAUGACUGAGUGUGAGGAAGAAGCGAGGCCCAGUCUAGUGCAGAUGGAGGAGAAGUCGUUUGUUUCAAGUCUGCACUCUUUUAUGAAGGACAGAGGUACACCCAUAGAAAGGAUCCCACAUCUGGGCUUCAAGCAGAUUAAUCUUUGGAGGAUCUAUAAAGCCGUGGAGAAACUUGGGGGUUAUGAUUCCGUGACAGCGCGACGUCUAUGGAAGAAAGUGUAUGAUGAACUGGGUGGAAGUCCAGGUAGCACCAGCGCUGCCACUUGCACUCGCAGACACUAUGAGAAGCUGGUGCUGCCCUUUGAAAGACACAUAAAAGGAGAGGAAGACAAACCUCUGCCUCCAAGCAAACCACGAAAGCCUUAUAAGAGAAAUUUGGAUGGCAAGGUCCACAAGGCUGAGAGGAAGAGGAAAAGGACUCACUCAGAUAGAGAGAUGGACUCUGAGAUACUCACCCAGAGAAGUCCAGAGGCUGCCUGCCAAAGUGAAGCAGUGAUGCAUCCUCACCCCGCUCUCUGGGCCCCCACGCCCGACAGACACCAUCCGGACUGCUCUCAGCCAAACAGAGCCCCCACCAGUCUUUGCACAUCUGUCUAUGCCCACCUUGUCCAGGUCCCCACAUCCAGCCCUUGGCCUGCUCAUAUUCCAUCUGCUGCUGGAGAGGUCAUCUCUCCACUGGAGAAAAAAAAGCGAAUGGCUCAGGCCAGCCUCAACUUGCCACUGAGUCCUCAGAGCGAGGAUAAAGAAAGGCCCUCCGUCAUUCACUGCUCCCAGUCUCCGGCCCGCGCUUCUUCCAGCCAGAACGGCAACUCCUCUGACGGCUCCCCGGUCCCUUUAUCCUCUUCCUCUUCUCGCAGCCCUUCUCCUGUCUCGGUUUCAUCAGAGGACGGUGCAGCAGGGAAUGAAGAUAAACCUGCAUCAAGCUCUGAGCUACCCCAUAACUGUUCCAGCUCUGAGAAAAGUACAUCCAGCUGUAGUGAGGAAAGCAAGUCUGUGACUCGUAGUCAGAUAUCCAAAGACCCUGCAAGACAAAAUAAAUACGUUUCUCACGUUAGUUCCCAGUCUGCAGACUCGAUCAAAGGCCAGAUUAAAGACUCUGCCUUGAAGCAAAUCCCCUUUGAGAAUGUCAGAGAUUUCCCCCAUCAUUUCUACUCACCCUUCUCUUUCCCUGAGAAAUCUGAGUGGGCUCCAACCUCUAACUCUAGCUUCACCAAGGUUAUUCCAAAAUCUACACAGCUUCUGCGGCCCGCUCCUAUUCGGACAGACCCUAAAAUGCACCAGGUCAGGUUGAUGCAGCAGGACGACUCUUUGACUUAUGCAAAGAAGCACAACAUGGGACCGUGGCUUCAUCAGAUGGAGAAGCGGGAGAAAUCUAGGACAAUACUACAAAAGGUUCCUACCACUCAGCAGAGUCUGUCCCAUUCCAACGCCAGCCUGCAGGUGACGCGCCUGUCAAGCUACGACAAAUCAGGGAGAGACAAUCGGCACCAACCUCCAUUGUACCCUGCAUUUCACCCCAACAGGAUGAGACUAUCUCCAUCUCAGCUAAUGUACCGCCAUGUCCCAGUGAGCCCGGCUCACUCUGCUCUCAUUGGGCCUGCUGUUUACCCAUAUCCCUACUCCAUUCCUCUGUUUAAUACUCAAACUGGAUAUGCCCUACCUGCCAUGAAUCCCAUUUAUCCUCACAAGCUGUGAUUCUUUGUAUUCCAACUCCAGACUUCAAUAACUGUUACUUGACAAAAAUGCCAUUGAGCUUGUUGGUCCACUUUUGUAUUGCUUAACUACUUGUGUUUUAAACAUGGCAUUAGUACACAAAUGUGUAAGUUCUGUGGCUUCCCACACUGCCACCCCCAGUGGCAAAGUGUUUCUGUGAUGGCUAGAGAUAUUUCUAGCCUCACAGUUAAACAUGUUGAACCAUCAAAAUGCAUCAGAAGGUUGCAUUAUUUUAUCAUUAACUUAAUAUUAUUUUAUUAAGUUAUUUACCCAAGAUAAAAUAUCUUGUUGUAAAUUUCCCUACAGGAAAUAAAUAUAGGCUACACAUUUGAAUGUCAAAUCUUUUAAAACACACCUUUUUAAGUUAAAUUCUGUCAAAACCAUUUUUUACGCACAAUUUCAAUACUUUGUAUUCAAAGCAAAGAACCCUCUCACUGUACUGUACUGUGACGUCUGCUCAAUAUAAUGAUACUGUAUAAAUAUUGUAUGUACCAUGCAUCAGUGUUAAAUAUUUUAAAAGAUAUUAAAGUUACAUCUCAUUGUCAUUCAUAUGUAUUUAAACCGAAAGUAAGGAAUAAUCAUAAAUAAACAUAAAAAAUACUAAAA
Molecule: messenger RNA, 2433 nt
Organism: Dicentrarchus labrax (European seabass)
Lineage: Eukaryota; Metazoa; Chordata; Actinopteri; Moronidae
Gene: arid5a
Product: AT rich interactive domain 5A (MRF1-like)
Exons: 6
Coding region: 1-1809 (602 amino acids)
Biological process (GO): regulation of transcription by RNA polymerase II
Cellular component (GO): nucleus
Molecular function (GO): transcription cis-regulatory region binding
Source: RefSeq, a predicted model, not a curated record